CUCAAGCGACUUCGAAACAAGAUGUCAGGACGUGGUGGUAAAGGCGCCGGUAAAGUAAGAGCUAAGGCCAAGACUCGGUCCUCCCGGGCCGGUCUUCAGUUCCCGGUGGGCCGUGUGCACAGGCUGCUGAGGAAAGGUAACUAUGCGGAACGUGUGGGUGCCGGAGCCCCGGUGUAUCUGGCAGCGGUACUUGAGUACCUGACCGCUGAGAUCCUGGAGCUGGCCGGGAACGCCGCCCGCGAUAACAAGAAGACCAGAAUUAUCCCCCGCCACCUGCAGUUGGCCGUCCGCAACGACGAGGAGCUCAACAAGCUGCUGGGCGGAGUGACCAUCGCCCAGGGCGGCGUGCUGCCCAACAUCCAGGCAGUCCUGCUGCCCAAGAAGACCGAGAAGCCCGCCAAGAAGUGAAGACACGGGACCGGCCUCAACAAACAACGGCUCUUUUAAGAGCCAUACAACACUCAGUAAAGAGCAGGAUCCGAAUCGCCUCUUAUGUUGGAAGUCUACCAACGAACCGCGAUAGACUCAGUUACUGAACCCAGACCAGCUCUACCACAAAACACCAGCGGCUUAUAGACGAUCUCAGAGCUCUGAUAAAAUAGAAUCAAACCAUAAGUACAAGUAACAUGACAUCAGUCCCAACUACGUCCUUUUUUACACUUCCUGAUACCUGUAGUUACCUUUUUAUAAAUGACAGAGCAGCACAUUUUUUAAAUAUUCAGGUUCCUUCCAACCCAGUAAAAUAUUUUUGUGAAAUGUCAAA
This is a messenger RNA of Xiphias gladius (swordfish), 763 nucleotides long. Its product is annotated as histone H2A-like. Gene Ontology annotation, cellular component: nucleosome. The coding region runs from base 22 to 408 and encodes 128 amino acids. The record is from RefSeq and is a predicted model, not a curated record. The transcript has a single exon. Gene Ontology annotation, molecular function: structural constituent of chromatin; DNA binding; protein heterodimerization activity. Lineage: Eukaryota; Metazoa; Chordata; Actinopteri; Istiophoriformes; Xiphiidae.